AUGUCGACGAUCACGGAGAUCACCAGUCUUGCCGACUGGGAGAAGCACAUUGCCUCCACCCCGCCUUCCACCCUCCACAUCAUCUCCUUCCACGCGCCAUGGGCCGCCCCAUGCGCCCAGAUGGCUACCGUCCUCUCGACCCUUGCCUCCGAAUACCCCGUCACCAGCCCCCCGCAGACAUCCUGGGUUUCCAUAAACGCCGAAGAGCUCAGCGACAUUAGCGAGACAUACAACGUCACCGCCGUCCCCUUCCUCGUUCUCCUGCGCAACGGUCAAGUCCUCGAGACCGUCAGCGGCAGCAGCGCUGUCAAGGUCCGCAACGCGAUCGAGACACACGCAAAGAAGCCCGCCGGCGCCGCUGCCACGGUAAACGGCAACCAGGGCGUCGAGAAUGGUCCCAGCGCGAUGCAAGUCGACGAGCCCGUCGACCCGGCCAAGGCCAAGGAGGAGUUGUUCAAGCGCCUGGCGGACCUUGUCAAGGCGGCGCCAGUCAUGCUCUUCAUGAAGGGCACCCCCAGCUCGCCUCAGUGCGGCUUCUCAAGACAGCUUGUGGCCAUCUUGAGAGAGCACUCGGUCAAGUACGGCUUCUUCAACAUCUUGGCAGAUGAUGAGGUACGACAGGGCCUGAAGGAGUAUGCCGAGUGGCCGACCUACCCUCAGCUCUGGGUUGAUGGUGAGCUGGUUGGUGGUCUUGAUAUCGUCAAGGAAGAACUCUCCAACGACCCCGAAUUCUUCGGCCCUUACAGCAUCAAGGCCAGUGCUGAGGCCGCUGCGUAA
This is a messenger RNA of Colletotrichum abscissum, 777 nucleotides long. RefSeq names its product glutaredoxin. Gene Ontology annotation, biological process: intracellular iron ion homeostasis. Gene Ontology annotation, cellular component: cytosol; nucleus. Lineage: Eukaryota; Fungi; Ascomycota; Sordariomycetes; Glomerellales; Glomerellaceae. The coding region runs from base 1 to 777 and encodes 258 amino acids. Gene Ontology annotation, molecular function: 2 iron, 2 sulfur cluster binding. The transcript has 2 exons. The record is from RefSeq and is a predicted model, not a curated record.